Triplophysa dalaica is the source of this 4440-nucleotide messenger RNA. RefSeq names its product P2Y purinoceptor 14-like. The record is from RefSeq and is a predicted model, not a curated record. Lineage: Eukaryota; Metazoa; Chordata; Actinopteri; Cypriniformes; Nemacheilidae. Bases 71 to 1096 code for a protein of 341 amino acids. Gene Ontology annotation, biological process: G protein-coupled receptor signaling pathway. Gene Ontology annotation, molecular function: G protein-coupled purinergic nucleotide receptor activity. The transcript is spliced from 2 exons. Gene Ontology annotation, cellular component: membrane.
CCUCCUUCCUCUGUAAUAUCAUGUGAGGUUUAUCUGCCCAGUCUAAUACUUCUGCGCCUCUUAUGAUUCAAUGAUUACUGAUUCACCUCCUCAAAAUAUGGACUACAGCAAUGUGACUCAGAAAGCAAGAAACGGGACAGAUUUUAACAGUGUGUUCACACGGCAGGUUUUGCCUUUAUUCUACUCCAUCAUCUGUGUUUGUGCGUUUAUACUCAAUGGAUUUGCUGCUUGGAUUUUCUUCAGAGUUCAAAGCUCCUCAGUCUUGGUGGUUUACCUAAAAAACAUGGUGGUGGCUGACAUUCUGAUGCUCUUCACAUACCCCUGGCGUGUGGCGAGUGACCUGGGUUACGGUGACUUGCAGUUAAAACUCAUAGUUUGCCGCUACACUGCUGUACUUUUCUACUUAAGCAUGUACACUGGAAUCGUAUUCAUGUGCCUUAUCAGUUUGGAACGUUAUUUAAAAAUCGUCUGCGGCACGUCAAGCGUAUCGUCCCUUCUACAACGUGUGACUGUGGGAAAGGUUCUGGCGCUCUUAGCAUGGAUUGUUAUGAUCAUCUGUAUGUUGCCAAACUCCAUAUUAACCAACCAGCCCAUUCCUGAGGAUUAUUCCUGCAUGGCCCUAAAAAGUUCACUGGGUCAACGCUGGCAUGAAAUUUCUGUCCAUUUUAAUGUCGGAGUCUUCUGGGUGGCCUUCCUGUUGAUCAUGUUUUGCUACACCUCUAUAGCAUGUCAUGUGUACCGCUCCUACAAAAGGGUGCAACAGGACUGCAGCAGGGCCGGACGACGGUCAAAUCGAAGCAUCUUCAGCUUGCUGGCUGUAUUUGUUUUGUGCUUCGUACCAUAUCACAUUUGUCGUGUGCCCUACACACUCAGCCAAAGGCCCGGGGCUGGUUUUAGCAUGCACAACCGUUUUAUUCUCUUCCAGAUGAAAGAGGCCACACUCUUCCUGUCUGCCCUUAAUGUUUGUCUGGAUCCCGUCAUUUACUUCUUUAUGUGCAGAACAUUCAGAGAGUCACUUUUGCAAAAGAUGCCUUCCGUAAAUGUUGAAAACAGAAGGCCUUCUAUCGGGACCGGACUGAGCAUCAGUAAUCUGUAAAAAGAAAGUUAAAGGAAAAGAGAGUUUGAUAAAAACACGUGGUUUUAACACUUGCGAAACGAAUAGCAAGAAAGGGGUGACAUUUGAAAGGAAAUGUCACACGGAAAUGUGGUGUACAAAACCACAAAGAUGAAAAAACACAUGUUCUUCAGAAUUAGAUUGUGCUGAAAAAUCUCAUCUAGGUUUCUGAGUAAGAUCUCACUUGUUUUAUAUGGUCUACAUGUACUUAAAAUAUCUUUGUCUGCUUAAAAAUGUUUGAUAAUGGCUAUCAUACAUUUUUACCAUGAUUUACAGAAGAUGCUUACAAAAUAUCAUACAUUUGAACAGUCAUAUUUAUAAAAUACAUAUAUAUAUAUAUAUAUAUAUAUAUAUAUGUAUAUUAGUGGUGGGCAUAGAUUAUUUUUUUUAAUCUAGAUUAAUCUAGAUUAAUUCCAAGAUUAAUCUAGAUAAAUCUAGAUUAAAAUGGCUCAUUUGAAUUCUGCCGAAGACAUUCAGAAUAUGUGUGCUACCCAAAUAAUGACUAAAAGUAAGUCUUUGAGAACGGGUUUCUCAAGCCAGGUGGCGCAUUAGACCAGGGGCUCAUCUCCUGUUUCCAAAAUGCAUCACAAACUGCUUGAGAAAGCUGUUCUACUAUGAUAAUUGGUGAUGAAAAUUAAAUUAUGUUCAAUAAGAUGAACUUGUGUUUACUUCCGCAUUAGCUAAGGGAUGAUUUGCGUUUAGGUGGUACUUGAGACUGGAAGAGCUCCUACAGUACAUUUACAUUUAGUCAUUUAGCAGACGCUUUUAUCCAAAGCGAUUUACAAAGAGUGAGGGAGCAACAAGCGAUAUGUCAUACAGGAGCCAUAAUACAUUAGAUCUCAAUACAAAGUUACUGGUUUCAACUAAAGCUAGACCACUACCUGUUGAGAGAAAGUGUUUUUUUUAAACCAAUUCCGCAUUGCACAAGGUGCAAACAACCUUAGUCUUGUCGAUGUUUCUAUUGGGAAGCUUCUUAAAAAUGUAUUUUCCCUGAAGCAAACCCGGCGGCUUCAUAGCUGCAUCCAUGUUAGCACGUCACGUUUGAUGCGGUAAUUUCACAGUAACGUUAUGUUGUGUUCAGACCAAACGCGAAUGGCGCGUCAAGCGCGAGUGAUUUAUAUGUUAAUGCAAAGAGCCAAUAGACCUACUUGCUGCGCGAAUUGCGCGAAUGAAGCCCUGGUUAUGAGAUGAUGAGGCGGCUUCUGCUUCCGCGAAUGACGCGAAUCACGUGAGUUGAAAAAUCUUGUUCUCGCCCCGUACAGUGCAGUUAAGCUGGUAUACAUCCGCGCUAAAAUAUCAAGGUGAAAGUCAUCAUAGCUUGCGUAGUAUAGACCCAGCUCCCAACCCAACUUUGAGAAUAGAUUAACGGCGACAUUUUUUUUAUCGCGCGAUAAGAGUCUCACUGCAACGCCGUUAACGACCCACCACUAAUGUAUAUAUAUAUAUAUAUAUAUAUAUAUAUAUAUAUAUAUAUAUAUAUAUAGUAUAUAUUUGUGUUUAAAUAUUUAGAACAACCAACAAUAUUUAAGGGGUUUAGUUAAAAACCCAUUUACUUUCUCAAACCACUGUGUUUAACCCAUUUGUCAGAAAGGAAUGUAAGUAAAAUCACAUUUUCAUUUAUGUAUUUAAUAAGUAGAGGUCAGAGUUUGUAGUUUCAUUUUAUACAAAAAAUAUGAGUUAAACUGAGGGACCUUGAUUUGUUUGCUGAAUGAGUGUAUUUGUAUUCUCAUUGUUUGUAUUAUGGCAUUAUUUUAAGUAGUAGUCUGUAAUGUUACAUUGUGAUAUAACAAUGACAGAUUUGCACAUAAAACAAUUGACAUGAAUAUAAAAUUACUGAGAUGGAUUUCAACUUUCAACUAUAUGAAUAUAUUGCUAACAUAAAUUACAUGAUAUCAUGAUCCUCUCUUAAUCUCAAGGUUAACGCUCACUUUUGUGGCACAUGGGAGAUGGGUUUUCUAUCUAGAAAUAGUGGUAAGCUAUUAAUUUAAAGACCAAUUGUGGUGAAAAUCAAGUUUUUAUCAGGGGUGUUUUAAUAUCAAGUUUUUAUGAGGGGUGUUUUAAUAUCAAGUUUUUAUGAGGGGUGUUUUAAUAUGCAUUAACACAAACCGUGUGUAAAUUUAUACUUUUAAACAAUUGCUGAGUAUUUUCUACAUAAAACAGUUUAACAAAGAUAGUCUAAAAUGCGGUUUUAAACUCUCCCACUAAAUAUGUCAUAAACCUGUAACCAAUCACAUCAACUUGUGACCCCUGAGGAUCAGCAGUUUGAGGGAUAAAUAUGCAAAGAUGGCGCAUAGAUUCGGGCAAAAAUUAUUCCUGCAUUGCUGUGUCAGCUCUCCGCUUAACUUUUAGUUUCACUUUCAGUUAAAGCAGCAUCUGGAACAACCCUGCGAUUGAUUGGAGACAGAGCUAAUUUGGACAUUCAUGAAUCUACGUAUACUUAUAUAAAGCUGAAGUGAAUUUAUAUUCAAGUUAUUUUAAAGCAGGAAGUUUUAUUUUCACAGGAAAAAAGCAUUUAAGUACGUAAUGAUUCGUUUUAAGAGAUAAAAUUGUCGACAACAUUGCGACUUUAACGACUGCAGUCUGCAAAGCCCUAACCACUGUACAGAGUCUGCAUUUGCAUUUUGGAAGUACCUAUAGCACCUUUGUAGAUGUUUGUUGACAUCUAAAAUAGGCAACAUAUCCGCCAACCCAUUCGACUCCAAGUUAUUUAUCACUUUCCCGACAUAUGGGAGAUGUGUUGCACUGCGUGAGGCAAAUGGUGGUCACACAAGAUACUGACUGGUUUUCAGACCCCCCGGAUCCCCCCACAACAGCAAAACUGCACAUUUUAGAGUUGCCUUUUAUUGUGGCCAGCCUAAGGCACACCUGUGCAAUAACCAUGCUGUCUAAUCAGCAUCUUGAUAUGCCACACCUGUGAGGUGGAUGGAAUAUCUCGGCAAAGGAGAAGUGAUCACUUACACAGAUUUAGACAGAUUUGGGGAUGAAUAUUUGAGAGAAAUAGCUCAUUUGUGUACAUCUUAGACCUUUGACUUCAGCGUCUGCAAAAUGGGAUGAAAACAAAAGUGUUGCGUUUAUAAUUUUGGUCAGUGUUUAUUGGUGUUUAUGGAACUCUGUUUGUAAUCCGUAUUAAAAAACACAAUCAACACAUUUUUUUUAUAAAGAAACUGUCAAUAAAAAUGAUCAUAUAUAUGUUCUAAAAUAAUCCCGAAAUGCUUUGGUGUACUGACAGUGCCAAGAUAGUGCAGUACUCUUCUCUCUUGCAUAUUACAUUUUUAAUGUGCAAUAUGUUGUCGUCAUCCAUUCAUUAAAGACUCGUUCAGAUAUAA